Menidia menidia (Atlantic silverside) is the source of this 867-nucleotide messenger RNA. Lineage: Eukaryota; Metazoa; Chordata; Actinopteri; Atheriniformes; Atherinopsidae. The record is from the annotation of a GenBank genome assembly.
AAACGCCCCCCCGAUCCGAGCCGUCCCGAGCGGUCAGCGACAUGUGCAGGACUCGGCCACCAUGUCCUCCAGCUCCCGGUACUCCACCUUCUCCUUGUGCACCAGCAGCACGCUCAUGGGCAUGUACUUGUAGGGCACGCAGGAGGGCGGGGGCACGUCCCCGAUGCCCAUCUCGUGGACGAGCGUCUGGAUGAUGGCGUGGUUGGGCGAGUGGUAGCCGUAGUCCAGCACGCGGGGGCAGUCGCCCUGGCAGUAGCGGGGGUUGUAGACCGGCGGGGCCAGGAAGUAGUGGCCCCAGCCCAGCUCUGUGAAGGACAGGCGGAAGGAGUGGAGCUUGCAGCGGUUCUUGGGCGCGGCGCUUUUGCGUUUGGCGCCGGGCGCGUCGCGGACGACGGAGGACGAGGGGGACGUGGUGAAGGAGGGGGGGAGGUUUUUCAGCACGCCGGCCGAGGCGCCCGUGGGGUCCGGCGGCGAGCCGUCCAGGGCGGAGCUGCGGCGGUGGCGGACGGCCGGGUGCCACCUGCUGACCCGCCGCAUGAUGCCCUCCCCCUCCACGCCCAGCAAGUACAGGAGGAGAGAGGGGGCUUCCAGGUGGGGGUCCCUGCUCCACUGUCUCCUCCCCCGAUGGGGCGUCCACCACCACCAGGCGCCGCCGGCCUCCUCGGCCAGCCCGGGCUCCGUGCACCAGUACUGGGCGGUGAGGGUCAGGUGGUCCCCCUCCCCCUGACCCUUCCCCUGCAGGAUGUGGGCGCCGAUGUGGGCGGUGAUGUCCGUCUCCAGCCAGCGCUCGUGGGGCUCCAGGGUGACCAGGCUCUCCGCGCCCAGCGAGGUGACCUGGGCCCGGCAGCGGGGGGGCUCCGCGGCCUG